AUGCCGCGAGCGAACACUGCGCCAGGAGCGCGGCUUCGGUGUCGACGCGCCUGUGACAGCUGUAAACGGCGGAAACAAAAAUGCAACGGUGAAUGCCCCUGUACAAUAUGCAUCCAACGACACAAGGAGGCGGAAUGCCACUUCUCCGAAAUACCCGCGCGUUUGCUCAAGCCCGGCGGCGGCGACACUAAGGACUCGACAAUGCUGCUCAGUGAACGGAUAGUACCUUCGCCGCAGAGAGAGACGGCGAUGGAUCGUCUGUUAAACUCGCUUGAGGACCGCGGAAUGAACUUGGAACAGCAGGUCAGAGACGAAAAGGAAGGAACCGCACCAGUGCCCAAAGUCGCACGACUCCUCCGUGAUGGUCAGGGCAAGUUCAUGUACAUUGGCGACUCGGCCAGUCUGUCUUUCCUGCAAAGUGUGCGCCGGGUCGUUUCUUCUUCAAUUGGCCGGUGUGAAUUCACCGAGGACAACUCUCGACACUCCAUGCUCGAGGCCUUCCAAAAUAAUCCAAGCACCCAACCCAGUGACCUCAUUGACCCUCCGCCAAACGACGAAGCUCAGCGGCUAGCCGGCCAGUACAUACUUGCCACAAGUCCUCUCCUAGAUUUAUUCGACCUAGAAGAGUUCCAUCCCCGCUUGGCGAACUGGGUUGCAAAUCCAUCCGGUGAUGAAGAUACCGUGAGCUCCAUUUUCUACCUGGUUCUCGCCAUCGGAGCGCAGGUUUCCGAUACCAACCAAACAUUGGCCGAGCAAUACUUUGGCAGCGGCCGCCAACUGGCGUUCUCCGCUUUUCAAGAAACGCCCAGCAUCCACACCAUUCAAUCAUACAUCCUAGUGUCCAUGUAUAUGCUUGGCGCGUGUAGACGCAACGGCGCAUUCAUGAACCUGGGUAUUGCUCUCCGAGCCGCCUAUGCCGUGGGAAUUCACCGCAAAGAUGCGAAUGCACUCUUCUGUGGUCGCGAACGGCGAGCCCGAGAGCGAGUAUGGAAAAGUCUCCGCAUGGUGGACCUAUUCCUCAGCGCGUCAUUAGGCCGACCUCCAGCGACGUCGGAUUAUGACUAUGAUAUUCGCGACGACCUGCUCGCUACCGGAGAAAAACACCGACACAUGAGCCCAGAGCAACAGAUCUCCCUCGCGGUGACCUCACUCUGCCGGAUCUUUGAACGGAUCCUUACGGACGUGUAUAUGAAGCAAGUGAUAUCAAUCACUGUCGCGGAAACAAUAUCCAAUCAACAUCGGGCUUGGGUUCGGACAUUACCUGCAGUACUCAAGAUGCAAACAGAACAGCUCGACCACAAGACCAUGGAGGGAAGCCUAGCCGCUGCCCAUGUCUUUGGAUCCUACUAUUGGUCCAUCAUUCUACUGACGCGGCCCUUCUUGAUCUACCGUGUGGCUCAAUAUGUCAAGAGCAAAUCCGACCCGUCCAGUACUUCCGACUCUCGAAGCGGCAGCUCUCGUAUUGCCCUUUUUGCAGAUGCGUGCGUCUACUCCGCUCUUCGUGGCCUCGACGUGGUAGAGGACCUCAGUCAAUUCCCGGCUCUGCCUCGGCGAUUGCCAUUCUUGAUCAAUUCGGUCUUCAACUCAGCCAUUGUACUCGGGGCCGCUUUCUUUGCCGAUUACGAUAAUCUCUUGCCUCUCGCAGAGGGCAUGAACAAGGCAGAGCAGUUCCUUGGUCACUUUGUUCCUCACGACCCACAUGCAUGUCGUUUCUACCAGAUCAUUAAGUAUCUAAGAGGCGCGGUAUCGGAGUACGUUCAGCGUCGCAAUCGUCAAUGGAUGGAGCGCCGCAGCAGACAGGUCGAUCAAUUGUUCGGCCAAGUUGGAAACGACAAUUUGACUUCUACUUCUGAUCGUGAAAUCCCCCCACUCAACCAGCAACCUGAGCCACAACACGAACCGCCAACUGUACCUUCUCAAGCGUCCCCAGAUAAACUCCCCGGCGACCCCCUCCCUCCACUCGGAAACGACGUUUGGGAUUCCCUGUAUAAUGGUGCGGACGCAACUGCUCUUUCUUAUGAUGCCGCCAUCUCCGCGCUAACCACCUCCGGAAUCCCCGUCGACUGCUCUCCUGGUGGAACAAUCCCCCCCGGCGCAGGACAACUCCCUGCCCCCGGUGGCCCGUCUCCGCUGUCUGAUAUGAUCUUUCCUGAAAACGGUCUGCUGUACAUGGCGGAAGAUCUACCCAUGUUUGGAAUUUGGGAGGAUACUUGA
Penicillium riverlandense is the source of this 2214-nucleotide messenger RNA. RefSeq names its product putative C6 transcription factor. Gene Ontology annotation, cellular component: nucleus. The coding region runs from base 1 to 2214 and encodes 737 amino acids. Gene Ontology annotation, biological process: DNA-templated transcription; positive regulation of transcription from RNA polymerase II promoter by galactose. Gene Ontology annotation, molecular function: DNA-binding transcription factor activity, RNA polymerase II-specific; zinc ion binding; RNA polymerase II cis-regulatory region sequence-specific DNA binding. Lineage: Eukaryota; Fungi; Ascomycota; Eurotiomycetes; Eurotiales; Aspergillaceae. The transcript is spliced from 2 exons. The record is from RefSeq and is a predicted model, not a curated record.